Molecule: messenger RNA, 1899 nt
Organism: Sus scrofa (pig)
Lineage: Eukaryota; Metazoa; Chordata; Mammalia; Artiodactyla; Suidae
Source: RefSeq, a predicted model, not a curated record
GUGCCAGGAUGCAGGGUCCUUCUCUCUCUCAGCUGGUCCUGGUGCUGGCAGCAAUGGGGGCCCUGCUGGAGGCUGGGACCCCCAGAGAAGAGGUCUCCAGCACCCCAGCUUUGCCCAGGGAGCCAGCCACAGGCACCGAGGGGCUCAUCUUCCACUGGGACUGGAACUGGCCGCCCCCUGGUGCCUGGCCCCUGGGUGGCCCUCAGGACCCCCUGUGCCUAGUGACCCUGAAUGGAGACCCUGGCAAUGGGAGCAGUCCUUUUCUGUGGGUGGUGGGGACUCUAAGCAGCUAUGAGCAGGCCUUCCUGGAGGCUGUGCGGCAUGCCCGCUGGGGUCCCCAAGACCUGGCCAACUUUGGGCUCUGCCCUCCCAGCCUCAGGCAGGCUGCCCUGCCCCUUUUGCAGCAGCUGCAGGCAUGGCUGGGGGAGCCCAGGGGGCAGCGACUGGUGGUCCUGCACCUGGAGGAAGUGUCGUGGGAGCCAACACCCUUGCUGAAGUUCCAGGAGCCCCUACCUGGAGAAGCCAGCCCCCUGGAGCUGGCGCUGUUGGUGUUGUAUCCAGGGCCCGGCCCAGAGGUCACUGUCACCGGGGCUGGGCUGCCCGGCGCCCAGGGAUGUUUAGGGCAGCAGGCAAGCAGGGCUGGUGUCCCAAGGCCCCAGCAAGCCUGGCUGAGUCCCCAUCUCCACAGAGCCUCUGCCCGACCAGGGACUCUGGCUUCCUGGCGUUGGCGGUCGACCACCCAGAGAGGGCCUGGCGUGGCUCUGGGCUUGCUCUGACCCUGCGACGCCGCGGAAAUGGUGCCUCCCUGAGCACCGCCCAGCUGCAGGCGCUGCUGUUUGGCGCCGACUCUCGCUGCUUCACACGGAUGACCCCGGCCCUGCUCCUGUUGCCGCCGCAGGGGCCGGUGCCGAUGCCCGCACACGGCCGGGUGGACUCAAUGCCAUUCCCGCAGCCCAGGCUGUCCCCAGAGCCCGAGGAGCCUCUGCCCAGCACCGACCCCUUCCUGGAAACGCUCACGCGCCUUGUGCGUGCGCUGCGGGGACCCCCAGCCAGAAUCCCGCCGCCGAGUCUGGCCCUGGACCCGGGCGCGCUGGCCGGGUUCCCGCAGGGCCAGGUCAACUUGUCGGACCCUGCGGCGCUGGAGCGCCUGCUCGACGGCGAGGAGCCACUGCUGCUGCUGCUGCCGCCGCCCACCGCGGCCACCGCUGGCGUCCCCGCGCCGCUGCAGGGUCCGGUAACCGCGAUGUGGGCCUCAAGCCUAGCGCGCCGAGUGGCCACCGAACUUCAGUCGGCAGCAGCCGAGCUGCGCGGCCUCCCCGGGCUGCCGCCCACCGCCACCCCGUUGCUGGCACGCCUAUUGGCACUGUGCCCAGGGGACAGAGGGGACCCCGGCGGCCCGCUGCGCGCAGUGUUGCUGCUCAAGGCGCUUCAGGGCCUGCGCACCGAGUGGCGCUGGAGGGAACGGAGCGGGCCGGCACGGGCGCAGCGCAGCGCUGGGACCGCGGUCUCCAAUGGGCCCUGUGCGCUGCGCGAACUUAGCGUGGACCUGCGCGCCGAGCGCUCGGUGCUCAUCCCCGAGACAUAUCAAGCCAACAACUGCCAAGGCACCUGCGGCUGGCCGCAAUCGGACCGCAACCCGCGGUAUGGCAACCACGUGGUGCUUCUGCUUAAGAUGCAGGCCCGCGGCGCCGCCCUGGCCCGCCCGCCCUGCUGCGUGCCCACAGCCUACGCAGGCAAGCUCCUCAUCAGCCUGUCUGAGGAGCGCAUCAGUGCCCACCACGUGCCCAACAUGGUGGCCACCGAGUGCGGCUGCCGGUGACCCCGCGCCAUGCCCCGAGUGGCUCCCCGGCCCAUAUUUAUUCAAACCCGAUCGCCCCAAUAAAGACCAGAAAGCACGUG